CUGAUGUCCUCCAAGUAUGCGGACGGGGUGACUGGUCGUGUGGAGUUCAAUGAGGAUGGGGACCGGAAGUUCGCCAACUACAGCAUCAUGAACCUGCAGAACCGCAAGCUGGUGCAAGUGGGCAUCUACAACGGCACCCACGUCAUCCCUAAUGACAGGAAGAUCAUCUGGCCAGGCGGAGAGACAGAGAAGCCUCGAGGGUACCAGAUGUCCACCAGACUGAAGAUUGUGACGAUCCACCAGGAGCCUUUCGUGUACGUCAAGCCCACGCUGAGUGAUGGGACAUGCAAGGAGGAGUUCACAGUCAACGGCGACCCAGUCAAGAAGGUGAUCUGCACCGGGCCCAACGACACGUCUCCGGGCAGCCCCCGCCACACGGUGCCUCAGUGUUGCUACGGCUUUUGCAUCGACCUGCUCAUCAAGCUGGCACGGACCAUGAACUUCACCUAUGAGGUGCACCUGGUGGCAGAUGGCAAGUUCGGCACACAGGAGCGGGUGAACAACAGCAACAAGAAGGAGUGGAAUGGGAUGAUGGGCGAGCUGCUCAGCGGGCAGGCAGACAUGAUCGUGGCGCCGCUAACCAUCAACAACGAGCGCGCGCAGUACAUCGAGUUUUCCAAGCCCUUCAAGUACCAGGGCCUGACUAUUCUGGUCAAGAAGGAAAUCCCCCGGAGCACGCUGGACUCGUUCAUGCAGCCGUUCCAGAGCACACUGUGGCUGCUGGUGGGGCUGUCGGUGCACGUGGUGGCCGUGAUGCUGUACCUGCUGGACCGCUUCAGCCCCUUCGGCCGGUUCAAGGUGAACAGCGAGGAGGAGGAGGAGGACGCACUGACCCUGUCCUCGGCCAUGUGGUUCUCCUGGGGCGUCCUGCUCAACUCCGGCAUCGGGGAAGGCGCCCCCAGAAGCUUCUCGGCGCGUAUCCUGGGCAUGGUGUGGGCCGGCUUUGCCAUGAUUAUCGUGGCCUCCUACACCGCCAACCUGGCGGCCUUCCUGGUGCUGGACCGGCCGGAGGAGCGCAUCACGGGCAUCAACGACCCUCGGCUGAGGAACCCCUCGGACAAGUUUAUCUACGCCACGGUGAAGCAGAGCUCCGUGGACAUCUACUUCCGGCGCCAGGUGGAGCUGAGCACCAUGUACCGGCAUAUGGAGAAGCACAACUACGAGAGUGCAGCGGAGGCCAUCCAGGCCGUGAGAGACAACAAGCUGCAUGCCUUCAUCUGGGACUCGGCGGUGCUGGAGUUCGAGGCCUCGCAGAAGUGCGACCUAGUGACGACUGGAGAGCUGUUCUUCCGCUCGGGCUUCGGCAUAGGCAUGCGCAAAGACAGCCCUUGGAAGCAGAACGUCUCCCUGUCCAUCCUCAAGUCCCAUGAGAAUGGCUUCAUGGAAGACCUGGACAAGACGUGGGUUCGGUAUCAGGAAUGUGACUCGCGCAGCAACGCUCCUGCGACCCUUACUUUUGAGAACAUGGCAGGGGUCUUCAUGCUGGUAGCGGGGGGCAUCGUUGCCGGGAUCUUCCUGAUUUUCAUUGAGAUUGCCUACAAGCGGCACAAGGAUGCUCGCCGGAAGCAGAUGCAGCUGGCCUUUGCAGCAGUGAACGUGUGGAGGAAGAACCUGCAGGAUAGAAAGAGUGGUAGAGCAGAGCCUGACCCUAAAAAGAAAGCCACAUUUAGGGCUAUCACCUCCACCCUGGCUUCCAGCUUCAAGAGGCGUAGGUCCUCCAAAGACACGAGCACCGGGGGUGGACGCGGCGCUUUGCAAAACCAAAAAGACACAGUGCUGCCGCGACGCGCUAUUGAGAGGGAGGAGGGCCAGCUGCAGCUGUGUUCCCGUCAUAGGGAGAGCUGAGACUCCCCGCCCGCCCUCCUCUGCCCCCUCCCCCGCAGACAGACAGACAGACGGACGGGACAGCGGCCCGGCCCACGCAGAGCCCCGGAGCACCACGGGGUCGGGGGAGGAGCACCCCCAGCCUCCCCCAGGCUGCGCCUGCCCGCCCGCCGGUUGGCCGGCUGGCCGGUCCACCCCGUCCCGGCCCCGCGCGUGCCCCCAGCGUGGGGCUAACGGGCGCCUUGUCUGUGUAUUUCUAUUUUGCAGCAGUACCAUCCCACUGAUAUCACGGGCCCGCUCAACCUCUCAGAUCCCUCGGUCAGCACCGUGGUGUGAGGCCCCCGGAGGCGCCCACCUGCCCAGUUAGCCCGGCCAAGGACACUGAUGGGUCCUGCUGCUCGGGAAGGCCUGAGGGAAGCCCACCCGCCCCAGAGACUGCCCACCCUGGGCCUCCCGUCCGCCAGCCCGCCCGCCCCGCUGCCUGGCGGGCAGCCCCUGCUGGACCAAGGUGCGGACCGGAGCGGCUGAGGACGGGGCAGAGCUGAGUCGGCUGGGCAGGGCCGCAGGGCGCUCCGGCAGAGGCAGGGCCCUGGGGUCUCUGGAGCAGUGGGGAGCGGGGGCUAACUGGCCUCAGGCGGAGGGGCUUGGAGCAGAGACGGCAGCCCCAUCCUUCCCGCGCCACAGUGGGGCCCAUGGCCCCAGCUGGCUGGGUCGCCCUUCCUCGGGCGCCUGCGCUCCUCUGCAGCCUGAGCUCCACCCUCCCCUCUUCUUGCGGCACCGCCCACCACACCCCGUCUGCCCCUUGACCCCACACGCCGGGGCUGGCCCUGCCCUCCCCCAUGGCCGUCCCUGACUUCCCAGCUGGCAGCGCCUCCCAGAGGCGCUCGGGCUCCCGCCGCCUCGGGCCGCCUCCUUCAGACUCGAGAGGGCUGAGCCCCUCCUCUCCUCGUCCGGCCUGCAGCCCAGAACGGGCCUUCCCGGACGCUGGCUCGGGACUGUCUUCAACCCCGCCCUGCACCUUGGGCAAGGGAGAGCGCCACCCGCCCGCCCCCGCCCUCGCUCCGGGUGCGCGACCGGCCCGCCACCUUGUACAGGACCAGCACUCCUAGGGCCCGAGCGCGUGCCUUCCCCGUGCGGCCCGUGCGCAGCGGCGCUCUGCCCCUCCGCCCCCAGGGUGCAGGCGCACAUCGCCCACCCCCCACCUCCCGGUGUAUGCAGUGGUGAUGCCUAAAGGAAUGUCACGCAGUU
Piliocolobus tephrosceles (Ugandan red Colobus) is the source of this 3072-nucleotide messenger RNA. It is a transcript of the gene GRIN1, whose product is annotated as glutamate ionotropic receptor NMDA type subunit 1. The coding region runs from base 4 to 1845 and encodes 613 amino acids. Gene Ontology annotation, biological process: monoatomic ion transport. Lineage: Eukaryota; Metazoa; Chordata; Mammalia; Primates; Cercopithecidae. The record is from RefSeq and is a predicted model, not a curated record. Gene Ontology annotation, molecular function: ligand-gated monoatomic ion channel activity; signaling receptor activity. The transcript is spliced from 14 exons. Gene Ontology annotation, cellular component: membrane.